AUGACAAAUGUGUACUCUUUCGAUGGGAUCCUGGUGUUUGGGCUGCUCUUCAUCUGCACGUGUGCAUACUUCAAGAAGGUACCUCGCCUCAACAGCUGGCUGCUCUCGGAGAAAAAGGGAGUGUGGGGAGUCUUUUACAAAGCUGCAGUCAUCGGGACACGUCUUCAUAUAUCGGUGGCCAUCUCCUGUGUGAUCAUGGCGUUCUAUUUGAUCUUCCUGAAAUGA
This is a messenger RNA of Nerophis lumbriciformis (worm pipefish), 225 nucleotides long. Lineage: Eukaryota; Metazoa; Chordata; Actinopteri; Syngnathiformes; Syngnathidae. The record is from RefSeq and is a predicted model, not a curated record.